AUGUCCUUUUUCGGUUUCGAUAACGCGCGCCAUAACACGGCUGCGCCAGGAUUCUCCCAAGCCCACGACCCAUUUGCUGGGUUGUCAGGCAAAGAUGGAGACGAUGAUGCUCUAGACUUUGAGGAGACGUAUGAUGGUCUUGGUGACCAGCUCGAAGAGACCGGCGACGCUUUUAACGACGAUACCUUUGGAGACAGUGGCCCAGCAGUUUCCCGCAAUGCUGGCAACGACUUUGAUUUCUUUGGUCAGACUGCCAAGGUUGCUGAUGCGAUAGAGGAGGAGCACGUCCGCUUCCAUCGACAGAAGCCAACCGCCAAACCAGCUCAGGUACCUCCACCAGUUGACCAAUAUGCGCCCACUGACUACCAAUCAUACUACUCUGGCCAACCUUAUCAACAGCAACCCUUCCAACAACAGCCUGUGCGAUCUGGUUAUGAGAAAUACCGCGAACCCGAACCGCUUCCCGACCUGCACGUUGACCGCAGUAUCUGGGGUAUUGGUCCUUCCAAGCCUGCGCAGCAAGCAUCGCCCGCUCCUGUUCCUGCAGCCCAGCCUAUUCAACAUGGUGCUAGCCGAAAGGUCAUGAGCUUGGAGGAGGUCGAGGCUGCCAUGCGAUCUCAGCCCAUGCAACAUACUCCUCAGCCUCAUGCCGCAGAUCUCUCCUACCAGCAGCCUCCUCCCGGCUUCGCUGGUCAUCAGCACCAACCUCCUCAAGCCCAUGGACACGGCCAUCCCGUGGCCAUUCUGCAGAGACCUCAAAGUACACAGUCAAAGUCCACGCCGCCAGCCCCUGGACUUCAAGGAACUCCUGUACAGCAUCACCAACAACCCCAUGCCAACCCAACACAAAUUCUACAGAAUCCCACCCGCACUGGCUCGGAUGCACAUGCACCACAUCAGCAGGGCCACGGUGCUAAACAAUCCCACGGUGCUGUUCCUAGCGCUGCCCAGUUGCAGGCUCAUCCUCAGAUGCAGCAGAUGUCUGAAGAAGAGAAGGCUGCUUUCCUCGAUCAGGAGACCAAGAGGGCCAAGCGUAACCACAAGAUUUGGCUUCUGUCCAAGGAUAACGGUUUGAUGACACCUCAAGACAAGAACUUCAUCACCCGAAUCCAGCUCCAGCAGCUCGUUUCUGCUACUGGUAACCCUGUAGAGGGAUCUGAUGCCUCAAUUGCCGAGGAUUUCUACUACCAAGUCUUCAGUCAUAUCCGAGCUGGUCAGCGCCAGAACCCUAGUCAGCCCUUGAGCAACUUUGCGCAAACCUACCUGUACCAAACUGGUAGCCGCCAGGGUGGUAUGCGACGCCAUGGUCGACCUGCCGAGAACCACUUCCAACGAAUGGAGCAGCAGGUGCAGCGAGCUGUGGAAGCCGCCAAGAAUAAGCCCAAGAACCCCCAGCUUGUCAUUGCUGGUAGUCUGGGAAAGAUUUCUUUCAGUAACGCCAAAACACCAAAGCCUCUGCUUAGUAUCAAGCGCACCGAGAGCGAGCACCAGCGACCAAACAACGGCAAGAAGGGAUCUAGCCUGGACCGAAAGACUAUUUUGCGAAACGUUGAGAAGGUUUACCAGACUCUUAUGCAGAUUGAAGACCAUGUCCGACUCAUCCCACCUCCGAUGGCCAGCCCCGAUGAGGAGCUCGAGAACAAGCACAAGGAGUGGGCUAUUAUUCUGGAGUCCUACAAUGCCAAGCUCUGGGAGGAACUCAAGGUUCAUGAGCAGAUCGGUGUUGUUGUUCCUCACCCAUUCAUCGCUUUCCUCUCAUGCGCCAAGGGUGAGAAGGCUAUCCCUCGUCUUUUCCCCCAUCUUUCUUUUGAACAACGAACCACCAUUUUGACAAUGAUCAUUUACCACCUCGACCAAUUGGAUGUUGUUCAGGGUGCUGCCAUCACACCAGGAGAGGUGACAACAAUUAAUGCCAGGAUGCGAGAGAAGAUUGAGCUUUUCAUCUCUACUGUCAUGCCGUCACUCAUGCAAUACUUCAACGAUACUGGCUUGGACAUUGUUGACGGUGUCCUGAACCUUAUUGCUACGAAGCUCAAUGUCGAUCUCAUUGCUAGAUCAAGAAUCGGUGUUUCCAUGCUCACGCUCAUCCUUAGCCGUGCCGUGCUCCUCAAGCAGACAGGAGCCGGCACCCCCGAGCAAUGGGACAACUGGGACCGAACCUUUGAAAUUUUGUUUACCAGGCUCGAGCCUUCGCUUCCAUACAUCUUCCCAGGUAGUGUCAACACCGGAGAGGAUGUGUACGUAUGGCAGCUUCUUGCAGCCAUGGGUGUAAGCGCCACUCACGAUCAACAAACUCGUUUGGUCCUUGCCGUUAAAGACCGUGUGCUUGACACCGUUACUGUUUCAAAGACUCUGCCUCCUGUCAUGGGAGCUGAGCGCUUGAACAGUGUCAACCUAUUCAUGCGAUCUAUCGGCUUGGAUGUCGAACUACUUCAGUAA
Messenger RNA from Fusarium pseudograminearum CS3096, 2439 nucleotides. RefSeq lists its product as uncharacterized. Gene Ontology annotation, biological process: deadenylation-dependent decapping of nuclear-transcribed mRNA; P-body assembly. Gene Ontology annotation, cellular component: P-body. Gene Ontology annotation, molecular function: RNA binding. The transcript is spliced from 2 exons. Bases 1 to 2439 code for a protein of 812 amino acids. Lineage: Eukaryota; Fungi; Ascomycota; Sordariomycetes; Hypocreales; Nectriaceae. The record is from RefSeq and is a predicted model, not a curated record.